AUGGAAAUUGUCGAUAAAUUUGUUGAAAAACAUGCAUCUGCUAGUUUUAAGAUUUGUACAAACGAUGCUUUAACACAUCAGUUUAAUGAUAUGAUAAAGCAAUGUGAUGAGCAGAAUGCAAAUAGCAAACAUAGAAAGUCAAAUAAGAAAACAAAGAAAGAGAAAUUGGCUAAUAUGUUGUGCAUGCUAAUGAAAAUGAAAGAGAUUGCAGAGCAAAAUGAAUUGCAGUGGUACUCUGAAAAGGCUCAGUUAAGGGGUGAGCUGGAUAGAGUUGAACAGGGAAUCACUGUGGCUAUUGCUAGCGCUGAAAAUGGGUUGUGUGAAGAUCUCAGAGAGGAAGUGGAUAGGCUGGUUCAACAGAAUUGUGAUUUGGAGGAUGAAAUAGAGGAGUAUGAGGAAAGAUGUAGACUUAGAGAUCUGAAAAUUGCAUCUUUAGAAGAGAAAGAAGAAAGGAAUGAUGAUGUUGUAAAAGUGUACAGUUCCCCUGAACAGGAGGAAAAAGAUCGUAAAUGGGGGGAGGAGCAGCCUAUUUGCACUGCAGAUGGGCCACAAUCAACCCCAGAUCAUAGUUCCUCUCUAUUUACUCCUUUGUCAGAUGAAAGCAGACAAAGAAGAGAUAGUUUGCAUAUUCAUGGUAGCAAUCGUAUCCAAUCCACAACACUCUCUAUACAGGAUAAAACAAACCUAUGCCAAAUAUUGGGGAAAUUUGAUACAAGUGCUUCACCCAUUAAUCUUUCCAACAGGCUGGAAGCUGUGGUUACGCAGUAUAAUCUGAACAAUAGGGAUGCAUGUGCCUUAUUUAGGGUAUGGCUCCCAUCUCAGCUGUGUGAGAAGUUACAGCCUCCUGUGGGCACUCACAAAGGAUUAUCUGCAGAACUCAACUCCAACUGGGGAAAUGCAAGUGAUAGGCUGAAAGAAUUGCAGAGAGUAAUGGGGGGAAGAGAUAUUAGAGGUACCAAUGCCCUAGAGAAUGCAAAAUUAAGGAGAGGGGAUGACCCAAUCAUUUUCUGUAGUGAGUAUUUGACCCUAUUUCGUGCUACAUAUAACUGUCCUGACAUGCCUCCUGACGACAGCAGUUUUCUUUAUUCAAUGGCUAAUAAAUGCACAUUUGUUGACUACCCAACAAAGGUUGCCUUAAGGAACGCAAAUUCCUAUCAAGCCUUUCUAAAUAUUUUAAAGGACUGGAUUCAGGAGACUUGUAAUGACAACAAACCUCAGAAGAGAAUAUCAGAGAUAGUUAAGAAUGAAGGCAAAGUAAGAUUUAUGGGGAAGUGCUACAAAUGUGGAAAUACAGGUCAUACUAUGAGAGAAUGCAGAAGUAAUAGGAAAGGCAACAAUGACAGAGCUUUUUUCUUAAGAAAACAGCAGCAAAGGCAAGGAUUAGAUAAUGCAGCAGAUGGAGUAUCUCAGCCUCCUGAAGCUACAUUGUAUGGUCCACUUUUGAAAGAAAUCAGAAGGAUAGGAAAAGCAAUAGCGGAGUUGCCAGAGGAAUUUAAGGCCCCACCACCAACAAAUCCUUAUGUAAAACCAUAG
Bufo bufo (common toad) is the source of this 1533-nucleotide messenger RNA. Its product is annotated as posterior protein-like. The record is from RefSeq and is a predicted model, not a curated record. Gene Ontology annotation, molecular function: nucleic acid binding; zinc ion binding. NCBI's taxonomy places the organism in Eukaryota, Metazoa, Chordata, Amphibia, Anura, Bufonidae.